This is a messenger RNA of Microthlaspi erraticum, 708 nucleotides long. Lineage: Eukaryota; Viridiplantae; Streptophyta; Magnoliopsida; Brassicales; Brassicaceae. The record is from the annotation of a GenBank genome assembly.
AUGGGUGGUCGUAAACCUUGUUGUGAUGAGGUUGGAUUGAAAAAGGGUCCAUGGACGGCGGAGGAAGAUGGGAAACUAGUUGAUUUCUUAAGGACACGUGGUGGCGGAGGAGGAUGGUGCUGGAGAGACGUGCCAAAACUGGCGGGGCUAAGGCGGUGCGGCAAAAGUUGCCGUCUCCGGUGGACUAAUUAUCUCCGGCCAGAUCUCAAGAGAGGCCUUUUCAGUGAAGAUGAAAUCCAACUAGUCAUUGAUCUUCAUGCUCGACUUGGCAAUAGAUGGUCGAAGAUUGCAGCAGAAUUACCGGGAAGAACAGACAACGAUAUAAAAAAUUACUGGAACACUCAUAUUAAGAGGAAGCUUAUAAGAAUGGGUAUUGAUCCAGCCACACAUCGUCGAUUUGACCAAGAAAUAGUCAACCACGAGGAAGAGGAGAAGAUAUUAGUCAACGGUCAAAGCCCUCCGUCCGAGACAGAGGUACCGGUGGUUUUGGAGAAUGACACGUCAGCAGGAAAUCUAAACCAGCUGGCUAACGAUGAUCAGCCGUGGAGCUUUCUAAUGGAGAAUGACGGAGGCGGAGGUGGAGCCGGAGAGCUCACGAUGCUAUUGUCCGGCGACAUUGCGUCAUCAUGUUCAUCGUCUUCAUCGUUGUGGUUGAAGUAUGGAGAUUUGGGAUAUGAAGAUUUAGAACUUGGAUGUUUCGAUGAUUAG